Adineta ricciae is the source of this 1023-nucleotide messenger RNA. NCBI's taxonomy places the organism in Eukaryota, Metazoa, Rotifera, Eurotatoria, Adinetida, Adinetidae. The record is from the annotation of a GenBank genome assembly.
AUGAAGAAUCAAAAAGGAUUUUUAAUUCAUUGUUGUCUUUUCUUGUUUAUAAUUAUCAAUUCAAGUAAAUCAACACCAUUAGAUGAUUAUGUUCAUGCAGAAGAUCCUCAUUUUGGUUGGACUCUACUUCAAACUUACGAAGAAAUUGAUUAUAAAUUAUAUAUUCUCAAUUUUACUUCUCAAAAAUGGCUCGAUGAAACAUAUUCAUCUCGAUCAAUUUGGUGGCAUUAUUUAUGUAUAACUAAUUUACAUCAUAUGUAUCGAUCAUUAGUUGGUUGGACAUUUGCAUUUCAAGAUUAUUAUAAAUUAAAUAUAACUCAAUAUGUUGAUAAUGAUAAUAUGACAAAAUUAUCAGCAAUUAUUGAUCCAUUAAAUUAUAUUGAUCGAUUCUCUAAAACAAAAAUUUUACAAAUUCAAGCAACUGGUGAUGAAUUCUUUCUACUUGAUAAUGAAGCGGUUUUUUGGAAUGAUCUUCAAAUAGCCACAGGUGGAUCAUUUCUUCGACGAAUGCCAAAUGCAGAUCAUGUUUGUGUUGGUCAUAUCAUAAGUUUAUUUUUUACAAUGCGAAGUUUUUAUAUGAGUGUUUAUGAUGAAAAACCAUUACCUAAACUUCAAUGGAUUAAAUCAACAAAUAAUACUCAUGGUUAUAUUCGUGCAACUGUAGAUAUUAAUUCUGGACCAAAACCAAUUGGUGCACUUGGUUAUCGUGCUCAAACUCUCGAUGAUAAACGACGAGAUUUUCGUCUACUUGUUGGAAAUCCAAAUGAUCCAACAAAAGCAAUGGCAAAUCCUGUUUUUUGGUUUACAACAGAUCUCGUUAUUGAAGAACAAACGAGUACAACAAUUGUUUAUUCUUUAACAAUUGAAAAUCCAAUGAAUGGUUGGGAAGGUUUUCUUAUUCAAGUGAAUUUUCCUGGUCCUGAUGGAACUGUUUUAGAAUUAACAACAGAAACAUUAAUUAUUCCCGAUACUUAUCCAACUGAUGAUUGUCAUGGUGAACAAUGUUUAGGUUCACUUGUUUAG